Messenger RNA from Sciurus carolinensis (gray squirrel), 7371 nucleotides. RefSeq names its product photoreceptor disc component (gene Prcd). Gene Ontology annotation, molecular function: opsin binding. The coding region runs from base 2199 to 2363 and encodes 54 amino acids. The record is from RefSeq and is a predicted model, not a curated record. NCBI's taxonomy places the organism in Eukaryota, Metazoa, Chordata, Mammalia, Rodentia, Sciuridae. The transcript has 8 exons. Gene Ontology annotation, cellular component: photoreceptor outer segment membrane.
GGCGGGGAUGUGGUCUGCUGGAAAAUGUUUAAAAAAACAAAUCUGCCUCAGAGCCCCAGUCCUGUGUCGGUGAGCCAAUUCUGGCAAGGUGAAGGCUGGGCGGGGUGCGGGCGACGCGGCUGGCGCCUGGCCGCCCACCCACCCGCAAGGCCACGGCGGUCCCCGCCGGUCCCCGCCGGGCGGGGCAAGAAGUAGGUGUGGCCGAUGUGCUGAGGGGUCUCGGGAGGAUCCGGCGGUCACGCGGCGCUGGGCGGCGCGGGCCGCCAGGGAGUGCGCCCCGGCGGUGCGGGACCGGGAACAUCGUGCUCCGCUCCCACAGCGCGCGAUGCCGGGACCUGUGCGUGUGGGCACUCUUCACGUGGCGGGGAACUGUCUCAAAGUCACACACUCGCAGGGACUUGCGGCGUGGCUGCCAGUCGCGGGUCCGAGGGGGCGAACGCGAGCCCCAUCGCCGGCAGACAGGUUCAACUGGCUCCGCUGGCUCCUGAGUCGCCACUCGCUGAGCUUGGGACCCCUAGGCUCUGGCAGGUGUAGAACGGGGUCGUCUCCCCACCGACCUGCCGCCUCGGGGAACUUGAGCACAUCUCCAGUCUUGGGUCCCAAAGGCCUGUGCCCCUCUUUCUUCUGGCUGACACCCCCUCUCCCUUGGUGCACGCACGUGGCUGAAAGAAGUCGGCCGUCGGCUGAUUAACGACACUGGCAGGCAAGAACCAGGCGCUGCCUUGAAAUCUAGCUCUGGCGGUGUCGGAGUGAAGUCUGAGGACGAGGCAGCCAGGUGUGGCAGAGAGGACCUGGGCUCAAAAAGACAUGGCAGGCAUCACCAAGGUCCAGUUCUGAAGGCUGAGGAGACAAACCCUUCACCCUGUUGGACUGCUCAGGGAGAUGUGAGAUUGGGCCAGAGGUGGGGACUGUGCUCCUGAGACCCAGAAUCCCUGUCCAGCGGUUGGCCAGUCUCUGGGUAGAACUGGAAGACUGAGGCCACAGUGGGCUUGCAGCGUCUGCAGAUGUCAGGGUACAUGUGGAGUAGCUCUGAUUCUCCUUAAGACUCCCUACUUACCCUUACUCUGUUCAAAUAUUGGGCUCCCACUGCCCAAGCACGGCCAGGGGAUGGCUCUCCUCUUUAACUUUGAUUCAUGGCUUAAUAUUUUAAAAUCCAAUUUCAAGAUCCAGAACUAAGGGAAGCAGUGAGAACCUGGCAGGCUAGGGGCCAGCCUGAGUCCUUCCUGGAGCCCAGGGUUCAGGUGCCUGAUGGGACCUCUGUGCAGGAGUAUGCUGACACUGCACCCACCUCACCUCAGUCAAGGGAAGGAAAAGCCAGUGCUUGGCGUGGUCUUGGAGGAGGAGAAGGAGAGGGGCGCGGAGGUCCUCACAUCACUCAACUCAUGUCCCAGCCCUGCCAUGACUUGCUCCAUGAUGUACACACACCAAACUCCCCUGACAGUUCCCACAGCUGGUGUGGAGACUUUCCCAAGCAGCUGCCCAAGAGGGCCCCCUGGGAUGAGGACAGAAGUUAAGAGGAGUCUUAUUGAUUUUCAUCUCAUCCUUCACAAAUUCUAUAUCUGUCUUAAGGUGUAGGAAUGUAUUUGUACAGUGGUGUGUAAUUUAUAAGUUUAUAAUUUUUAUCUAAAUUAUAUAAGGUAGUUAUAUAAGUUAGAAUUUAUAAUUUAUAUCUUACAUUCUGCCUUUUUCUGAGGAGGGUGUGCAAUCAGAAAAGUUUGAAGAAGGUUAUCUGGAAGGUGGAGCUGAGCCAGACCUUCCCUCUCUGCUCUGCCUGGUCUUUCUGGCUUCAUUUGAAUAUUCUUCCCCUCUUCUCCUCUUCUCCUGGUGCCUCCUCUGUGCCCCACUUCAGCUCCUGCUGCUUUCCUGUGAGGUGUGAGCAGCCGGGGCAGAGUCUUCUGAGGUUCUUCCUUGAGCACCUGUGACUUCAGAUUCCUCAGCUCUUCUCUAAAGCUUUCCCUGGUGCCUGCAAUUCCCAGAGUGCUCCGUAGAUACCUUUCAUCUGCCUAAGUCACUGUGUUGCAGCCAGCUGCUUAACUGGACAGCACAUCUGUCUAGACCAUUAGCCCCUCAAGGGCAAGGCUCAGCAGGAGCCUCAGGACAGGCGGCAGUGGCUUGUGAGAGCUGGCCAGGGCCACUGUGGUCCCUCGCCUGUGGCCUUCUUCUGCAGCCUCCAUCUGGGGGGAUGGGGCAGCUGAACCAUGUGCACCACCCUCUUCCUGCUCAGCACCUUGGCUAUGCUCUGGCGCCGCCGAUUUGCCAACCGGGUCCAACCAGACCCCAGCGGAGUGGAUGGGACGGUUACGGGCAGCAGCAGGGACACAGACCUCCAGUCCUCGGGCAGGGAGAAAGAACAUCUGAAGUAAGCCCUCCCAUCUUCAGGUGGGACUCUGCUCCAGGAACUGGGAUCCUCUGGCCCAGGCAGCUCAAGUCCUGGUUUGGCCCCUAGCCGGGAAGGAUGCUGUGGGGGCAGAAGCCGCAGCAAGCGGGAGAUGGCAGAAACAGAGGUGAAGAAGAGACUGUUUAAUUUCUAUCCAUAAAUGAGGAAACACACAGAGAGGUUUGCCUAACAUUGCCUGGCUAUUAAGCAGGGGACGUGACUCACCUGAAGGCUACAGAACCUAACCCAGUUUGCAGCUGCUUAGCCAAAGAUCCAGGCACAGUCCCUGCAGGCAGCUGCUCCCAACUGUCUCACAGCCGUUAAUCUUCAGAAGCCCCCCGCCCCCCAAGCCCCAUGCAUGUGUCUCCUCCCCAGCCAGCCCCCCACAGCGGGCCCAGAAGCCAGGCCUGGCUGGGCCCUGCCCUUAACUUUCAGGAAGAGGAGGAGGAGCGGCAGCACCCCAGCCUCUGCUCCACAUCUGAGGCCAAGGGAGAAGGGCAAAGAGGCCGCGGCCCAGAGGGCAGCCACUCUGAGGUGCUGGAGGAGGAGGCCACAGCCUGCUGGGGGGCCUGCUGAUACCACAGGGAGCCUGGCUGGGGAGGGUGUGAGGCACAGAGACCAAGGAGGUGGCUUCACCAGAGACAAGCUGGAAACAAGUCUUUGUGCCAAGGACCACAGACCCUCUCUGAGAUACAUGUGCCCCCUAGUGGGGAUUAAGACAAGAGGGUGGAUAAGAAAACAGCACAAAACAAAACAAAAAAGAUUUCCUGAGUCUCUGAGCCCAUGAGCCUGGUAGGAGGUGCCACGCCUACCCCUGUGAGGCACACAAGGUAUCAUAUCCUGAGGCAGGAACGCUGAACUAAGCAUUAAACGAAAUGUAUCCAUUUACAAGCUUGUUUACAAGCAUGGAUUGUGAGCCUACAUGGCCCAGUGUGUCAGGUAUUGGGAGUGACACAGGAAUGUAAGAGGCAGUCCCUGUCCUGCCACCUAGACGAGGGGAAGAUCCUAGCCUGGGAAGCCUAGCUCUGCCAGUUCAGCCCUCCUUCUCAUGUGACAUGUUGACCCAGGUGGGCUGGUGCUGAAAGGCAGAGGACCGAUGACCACCUCCGGAAGAGAACCAUGUAGUGACAUGAAGGGGAUCGGACAGUUGAUGGGGGCCCACAGAUUUUCUCCAUCGAGAGCAAUAAUAAUGGAUCAUGUGCGGAGGUGCAGACUUGUCCAUGUGACCAACAAGUACGGAGUGCCUGUGUGCCAGGAACUUUGGAUACGAAAACGAAUCAAGACCUCCUGCCGCAAACAGCCUGGAAACUGGCAAAAUAUAAGACACAGACACACGAAAACAGGCAGCACCAAACAGUGAACCCAUGACCACCUCAGCCCCUGCUCAAAGACAGCUCCCUGACUACGGCUCAGGGAGGGGAAACUCAAGUAGGGGAGGAGACCGGAUCAGAGGUCAAGACGUGUGAUAUCCAUGAGGACAUGCACAGAUCAAUGGACCCCCCCAAACAGAAGGACUGCAUAGAUCAAUGGGACCCCAAAACACAAGAAACAACAGUGAUUCAAUGGAGACAGAAAGGUCUUCUCAAUAGGAUAUAGAAAGCACUGCCCAUAAAAGAAAAACCAAUUAACUGGACUUUAUCAAAAUUAAACUUCUGCUUAAUUUAAUUAAACUUAAAGACUGUGAGAAAAUAUUUGCCAAAUAUUUGCAAACAGACUUGUAUCCUGAAUAUAUAAAGAACUUUUACAAUUUGAUAAUAGUAAGAUGGCACAAAUUUUUUAAAUGGCAGAGGGAAGGUUUUAGUAGCCACUAUAUGAAUAAAAUUUGGCCAAUAAACACAUUGAAAGAUGCUCAGCAUCAUAAAUUAUUAAGAGAAUGCAAAUCAAAAACACAGUGGAGGCUGAACACAGGCCAGGAUGUGGAGCAACUGUAAUCCCAUAAUAUCCUGGGGAAUUAGUAUGGUGGUUUCUUAUACAGUAACCCGAGAGGAAUGGAAACUCACAUCCACCAACAAAUUUUACAAAAACUUUCACAGCAGGGUUAUUUAUAGUAGCUAAAGAGUGGAAACAACCCAAAUACCCCCCAACACGGAAUGGAUAAAUUGAGGUAUGUUAAUAGAAUGGAAUAAUACUCAGCAAUAAUGAGGAAAUGAAUGACGGAUAUAAGCAACAACAUGGGUAAAUUGAGAAGCCAGACACAGAAGAGUACUUCUCAUAUGAUUGUAUUUAUGGAAUUCUAGGACAGGCAGAACUAAUUGAUAGUGACAGAAGGCAGAGCAGUGGCUGACUGGGGCCAGAGCUGUAAAAGGGUGGCCGAUACGCUCUGCAUCUUGAUCAGGACUGUGGUUGCAUGGAUGCAUGCUUCCUGUACUCUAACAUACACGUUGAACAGAUGCAUUUCAUUAUAUGUACUUUAUGCCUCGACAAAGAUGACUUAGCUAAACACAAAAUGAAUGAAGAAUUGAUCCUUGUCUUGCCUACGGUCUACUAGAAAUGCCAGACAUGAAAACAAGUAACCAUAAACAGCAGGGUCAGUGCUGGAGGAAGUACAUCCCAAUGGGAACUGCCCUGUGUUCAGUGCCAGCCUUGUGCAGGCCUGUGCUGGUGCUCUGGAUGCACAGCCCUAAGGUUCGGAUGAUCAUCCCCCUCGCGCUACACGUGAGAAAAGAGACUCAGACAGGUGAAGUCAUGUGUCCGAGGUCACUCAGCUAGAAUCAGCGAGCUGGCACUUUCCUCCAGGUUGGCCUGAUUGCAGAACCUGUGCUCAACCACCUGCCAUAAGAAAGGUAUCACAAGGAAGCAGCUUGGGGAUUGCUGCAGCGUCACAGCCAAGACUACGCAGAGGAGGAAUUUAAGGAUGAAUGUACCAAGCAGAGAAGAGGAUUAGGGGAAGGGAAUUGCAAGGCAAAGGGAGCAAAUUUCCCCAGCAGCAAAGGUUAUGCAACAGUUGUGAGAAGGCAGGGGUUUCCGGGAAUGCAGAGACAUCUCCAGAGAACAGCAGAUGAGAUUCAGAGUAUUACAUGCUCUUCCAUUUUAUUUUCACUUUUUAAAAAUCAGUUUUUCAAGUAACAAUUUUAUUAUAGGCAGAGCAGACAAGUGAAAUGAACACUAUUUGUGAGCACAAAGAAAUAAUCCACAAAUCCAAGUUUGUCUAUUCUCAAUAAAUGGGGUACAUGUUGUUAUAUUUCUCUUCCUCCAGAAAGGUAAAGCUACAUUCAGGGAUCCAGUUUUUGCUGAGCAGGAUUUGUGGCAAUAUUUCAUGGUUCUCAGGGAAAAAAAUCCUCCAUGUUUUCAUCAUGGGUUUUCUAAGUGGAUGAAUUGAAAUCACUGCAGUUAGGCAAAAAUAUUCCAUUGUCACACUUUUUUUUUUUUUUUUUAGGAAAAACAGCAUGGUGGUUGUUAGCUUUCCAUUACUAUAACAAAAUACCUGAGAUAGUUAACUUAUAAAGAGAAAAGUGACUGGGGAUUAGAGCAGUGGCAGGACACUGACCUUGCAUUUGCAAGGCCCUGGGUUCACUCCCCAGCAACACGCACACACACAAUUUUAUUUUGGUUCAUGGUUCUGGAAGGUCCAGUCCAAGAUCAGGGGCACCUUUGCUUUGGAAUUCUAGGAUAGGCAAAACAUAUUGAUGAGGCAGUGCAUUAUGGAGGGAGUGCAAGGUGAAGCAACUGUGUGAGCAGGAAGCAAAGAGCAAGGGGGAAGAGGCUGGGGUUCCACAAUUGCUUUCACAAGCAGGCCCCCAAUGACUUAAGGACCUCCCACUAGGUCCUACAUCCUAAGGUCCCACCACCUUCCAACAGAGCCGCCUCAGGACCCAGCCUUAACAUAUGGGCCUUUAGAGGACGUUCAGCAUCCAAGCCAUAGCAGUGGUUGAGACCAUCAGCUUUUGAUUGGAUUGUCUGUAUUCAGAUUGCAAUGCUUUCACUUAAAAAUUCCUUUAACUGUUUUGCACUUUGGCUUCCUCAGCUGCAAAAUGGUGCAGGGGGUCGGUAACGACAGGCUGUACUAGACUCAAAUAAGACAGCAUAUGAAAGGUGCUACUGCAGGCCUGGCAGAGUAAACGCCUCGUGUACGUGAGCUGCUGCUGCUUCAGGAAGUCAGCUUGCACAUGUCACAUCGUUUUCUGUAUUUCGUCAUGAUCCACUCUUCCUGGGAACUAUUAUAUACAUAAAGAAGAUAUGGGAAAUCUCAGUAGCAUUUAGGAUGAUUUUGACUCUAACAGACACCAAACUUAAAAUGACUUAAAUAAGGAGAUUUCUUUUUAAAAUCUCACAUUCAGCACUUCACCAAAACUAAGAUUUAAUUGCUCAGAAGACACAUCCCACAUUCAGAAGUAUUGAAAUGUAAAAAUGUGUCUCUGAAUCAAAACAAGAGGUCUGAAGGUCAGGGCUCAGGGACUGUCUGUUUCAGCAGUUCAAUGGCAUCUUGCCCCUCUGCCUUCACAGGCCUUUGACUCUUGCUUUGAAGAAACCUCAUGCAUGCAAGAUGGCUGCAGCCAUCUACAAACAUCACAUCUUUAUUAUGUCCCAAAGCCAGAAGAGAAACUAUUGUUUUUAAAAGCAGUACUUUCCCAAACUUGGCCAGAAUUGCACUGCAGACAAGAUGGAGGAGGAACAGCUUCCAGAAUGGCCUGUGACAGUGCCUGCAUCCAGGUGCACUUCCUAUGAAAUUGCUGGUGCAACCGCUCCAAGUGUAAGCAGCCAUCUGUUUGGGAUUCCACCUACACUCUGUGUUCUUAUUAAUAAAAUUAAAGAUUCCUUUCCUGAUUAAGAAGUCAACCUCGAUGUGGCAAAGACUGUUUUCUAUUAUUGUGGGUUUCAGAUACCACAUCUUAAAUCCUGUCAUUGUCACACUAGCACAUCAGGCCAGCUGACUAGAUUUUCCCUUUGCACUCAAGAGCCUCAGCAGCACUGGGGACUCCUGCUCUGUUCAGUUUGUGAUCCUCUUCUGUCACUUGUCAUUAAUCUGUCUCUCUUUCCAUGCCAAUAAAUAUAGA